AUUUAUUUCAUUGGCUUUCCAAUUCAAUUUGCAGCAGCGAUCAAAAUUUGAGUCUUUCUCAAUUUAGUCCUGUUGCUCUUUUCGCGCCCAUGUUUAAAACCUUCGCAACCUCAAAUUUCAAUUUGCGAACCACCAGUUUACAAAAUUUAACUGUCGAAAAAGGUUUGUUUUUGCUGCGCCAGUCGAUGUUAUAAUUGACCGCAGUUAUUGUUAUUGACGUGAAAAGUGCAUUUUCUCAGUCCAAAUUGCCCCGACUUAAUGCAAAUAUAAACACGCUAACUUUGCUCUAAAACCCUUAAACGAAUUCAAAAAUGGCAGAUGAUCAAAGAUCACCGAAAUCGAGUUCUUCCCAAUUUUCAACCCCGGCGAAGCAAAACUCUGGGAAUUUUCAUAAGGAGGGCGAUAAUACAAACACGACGCCGAAGUCUCAGCAAAUCGGGCCCGAAGUUUCGCCCUCGAAGUCAACAAGCAGUUCGGUUGACUAUGACGAGUCGAACCUCAUAAUAAAUUAUGUGCCGGCAACCAUGACUCAAGAGGAAUUGCGACUACUUUUCUCUCAAGUGGGGCCAGUGGAAAAUUCCAAAGUGGUGCAGGAUAAAAUAACUGGCCAGUCACUUUGCUACGGGUUCGUCAAGUUCAAAUCGGCGGAAGACGCGAGAAAGGCUGUGGAAUUCUUCAACGGUCAAUUCGUUGGACCAAAAAAACUCAAGGUGUCGAUAGCUCGGCCCAGUUCACCCCAGAUCAAGGAUGCGAAUCUGUAUGUGAGUGGCUUCCCCAGAACAUACUCUGUGCACCAGUUCUGUCGUAUGUUCCUGCCGUAUGGAGAAAUCAUCACUGGAAGGAUACUCUUCGACUCCCUCGGAAGAUCACGAGGUGUCGGCUUUGUUCGACUCGACACUCAUGGGAACGCUGAGAAGGCAAUCGCCAGUCUGAACGGAUACAAAUUCCACGGAUACCGAGAAAGACUCAAUGUCAAGUUCGCAAACCCAAACGGAAGUGGGCCUUCCAGUGGCCAUACAGGGCCUCACUAUGGACUUAUGACCUCGACUUCCUAUUUCACUGCUUUAGACUGGGCCAUGGCAGCUGCUCUCUCGACCACGAAGAAAAUGCCACAUGUCGGAUCGGGUAAAAGGGACGGAGGAGACAAGAAUGGAGGACAGGGGGAAGAUAGGAUCUCGAUAGCAAAUAAAAAGAGACCUCUUGUUACUGACGAACAAGGACUGCCGAGUCAGACGCCAGUUAAUCAAAAGUUCCGAAAGAUGCCUUUGUGCAACGUUGCCAGCUGUUUGAACCCAAACUGCAUCUAUGGAUACCCGCAAAAAGUCAGUCAGCUCGGACCAACGCCACUCCCCUUGCCUGAUGUUGGAACCCAAGGAGCUCCUCCUCUGAGCCCCAAUGACACGGCUAACAAUGUAGUUGGCGGGGGUGAUGAAGCCGCGAAUGUGAAUAACUAUGCUAGUCAUCCACAGCUGGCGGCCAUCAGUCACCUGCAACAGGUGCAGUAUCUUUCAUAUGCUCUCUAUCAGCAACAACAACAACAACAAGCAGCCUCUUUGGCCAACAUGGGGUAUCUUCUAAGCUACGGCAGCAAUACUCUGCCACUUGCCCACUCACCCAACUCAGCAGCUGAAAUACCCUACCCAUACAAAAUCAUGCCUACAAUACUUGCCAGCAAACUGAAAGAAGAUAUCGCGAGUCUGAAUCCCAAAACGAAUGAACAAAAUCAGUCGAAUGUCAGUGAAAUGAAAGUGAAAUGUGAACCGGAAACGUCUCAGACACAGGACGUGAACAAACAGGUCGCCGCUCAAAGAGCAUCGCCGAAUCCGUUCGCUUAUCCUUCUUCGAAUAACGAACCACUACAGCAAUCUCAACUCGUUACGUCCGAGCUUCUUUUUGCUGAGCCGCCUUCAACGCUUGGAACGACUCAGUUUCCGUCGAAAUAUUUCAACGCCGAGUCUUUGUUGCGAGCUCAACAUAACCAACAGAUUGCAAACAUUCCUUGGCUAUCAAUGGAUAGCCAGUAUCUACAAAGAGACAGUAAGUCUCAGUUUCUGAAUGCUCAUUAUGGAGACCCGAAUAAAGUACAGGUUCAAAGCAACUCAAUGAGUCCGCUGCCGCUCAACCCGAAUUCACCAAUCACCCCUCAUUCACCCGGCUACUUUGGGUUCGGCUUCCCAAAUUUCAUGUCAACUGCUAGUUCCGAAAUCUCCCCAACUACCCCUUUGGUGUCUUCUGGAAUCGAACAGCCGACCACAUUUGGAUCCUAUAAUGCCGGAAGCUUGAGUAGUCCAGCUCCUGUCCUGACAGCAGCCGGAGUUCUGGGAAGCUACAAUUUUGCCAGCUUUUUGCCACAAACGCCACUCAUUUCACCUUCGGUUUUCAACAACGCAUUCAGAACUAUGCCAAUGGGAGAGACAAGUUUCAAAAAUUUAUCUGGAUCCUAUUUGCCGUCACCAAGUCCUUACGUUGUUGCGAAUCCCAAAACACUAUCGCCGGGCAGUGGAAAUGAGUUAUUUGUGUUGUUACGUAACAUUCCACUAAGUCUUCCAGACGCCGAUUUGAAAAGAUUAUUCGAACCACUUGUUCAAAAACUGAAAGGGUUUAACAGGAACAACACGGAGGCCAAACUGAUGUUUUGUUCACUCGAAGAUGCUCUGAGCUGCGUGAACUCUCUUAACGGAAUGAAAUGUUACUCAAACAUUCUAGAAGCUUCGCUUGUGCCAGUUGCUAGCACAUUGCUUUGA
Messenger RNA from Symsagittifera roscoffensis, 2744 nucleotides. RefSeq lists its product as uncharacterized. NCBI's taxonomy places the organism in Eukaryota, Metazoa, Xenacoelomorpha, Acoela, Convolutidae. Gene Ontology annotation, cellular component: cytoplasm; nucleus; ribonucleoprotein complex. The transcript is spliced from 5 exons. The record is from RefSeq and is a predicted model, not a curated record. Gene Ontology annotation, molecular function: mRNA binding. The coding region runs from base 312 to 2744 and encodes 810 amino acids.